Molecule: messenger RNA, 438 nt
Organism: Chenopodium quinoa (quinoa)
Lineage: Eukaryota; Viridiplantae; Streptophyta; Magnoliopsida; Caryophyllales; Amaranthaceae
Product: tropomyosin-like
Exons: 1
Coding region: 1-438 (145 amino acids)
Source: RefSeq, a predicted model, not a curated record
AUGGAUCACGGAGCCGAGCUACUGAGGAGAUAUGAGGUCGAGGAUAUCCCUGGCCUCGAGUCUCGGAUCCAGGAGAUUCAGGACGAGAAAAAGAGAGAGCUUAACGCUGCUGAGAAGGAGUCCCUGAACAUCCAAACUAAGCUUCGAAACGAAAUUCAGCGGCUCCAGAAUGAGCUGGAGGCUAGACAGGUGGAAUCCUCCAAGACUCAGGACGAGCUUAAGCAUGCUCAAGAUCAGUUGAAAACUCAAGGAAAGGGAGCUGCCAAGACUCAGGCUGAACUUGAAGCCGCUCAGAAGCUGUUGGAAGUCCGGGUUUACACCCAAGAGCAAUACGAACAAGGCUUCAAGAAUGGCUUCAAGGUCGCUCGACGACUGGCUUUCCAUGAUGAUCCCGCCAUCAACUGGGAUUUGGCUGAGGCUUGGUCCAUGGACCCAUAG